AUGGAUGUAGUUCGAGAAGAACAAGCUGCCUUCAAAGAGGAGAUGGACUCUGUCAAAAGCAAGAUUGAGCAGAUCUUUGAGGCUAUACAAGCUCUGGCUAGAAGGGAAGAAGAGGCUCGUGUUGCCGCUCCUGCAAGGAACGAUGCUCUAGUUCAAGGGGUUGCUCUUCAGUCAGGACCUUCAGUUCCUAUUCCAAAUCCUGUUAUCUACGGUCUUCCUCUAGGUUUUGUUCCACCGCCUGAAAGAACUCAUGUGCCUCCACCUGCGCAUACUUCUAGAGUAGCUGAUGGAGUCGCUGCGCAAGGACCUCCGAUAGUCAAUCAGGUGGUCAUUCCACGCACUGAUGAGGAGCUCCAGGACGAGUUUGAAAUGCAGAAUUACAAUGGAGCUACUCCAAUGGUCAUCCCUACUGCUGCCCAAGAUUCCGAGGCUAUCUUGAUGUGCUGUGCUCUGGCCGAAAAGCUAAGAAUCUUGGAAGGACAUAACUCAACCCGAUUGAGUGCCUUGGAGAUGUGUCUGGUCCCAGACGUGUUGGAGUGUAGCAACAUCCAUACUUGGGAUGAGUUGGCUGAAGCAUUUGCAAAGCAAUACAAAUAUAAUACUGACAUGGCACCAAACUGUACUCAGCUUCAGAGUAUGGCCCAGAAAGACAGUGAGUCUUUCAAAGAAUAUGCGCAACGCUGGAGAGAAUUGGCUGCAAGGGUGCACCCACCAUUGGUUGAUCAUGAAUUGAUUGACAUUUUCAUGGGUACCUUGCAGGGCCAAUAUUAUGAAAGAUUGAUCAGUAGUGUGUUCACAGGAUUUUCUGACAUGGUGAUCGUAGGAGAAAGAGUAGAAGAAGGACUGAAAAGUGGUAAAAUCCAGGGAGGUUCCAUCAGUCAACCAAUCUUGAAGAAGCCUUUCAACGGAUUCAAGAGGAAGGAGGAUGGGACUAGUUCCAUUUCUUCUCAAAGGGGGAGGGAACCAUACAAGACUCCUGCAUCUGUGCCUUAUUAUCAGUACCCUUACGUAGCGGCUGCUCUAUAUCCAACCAUACUUUACCGUCCAAUUGCUCCUGUUCCUAUUCCAGCUCCGGUACCUCACUAUCAAGUUCCAGUUCCUCAAUAUCAAGCUCCACAACCCCAGUUCCAGGCUCCUCCACCUCAACAUCAACAGAGAAAUCAACAAAAUAAUCAACCACGUCCAGUUCAGCAGCAACGACCAAAUCAACAGAGGCCAUAUCAACAGUACAAUAAUGUGAAUACCACUCCUAUCCCAAUGACUUACACUCAAUUACUACCGUAUCUGAUUCAGAAUGGGACUGUCGUGCCAAGGGCAUUACCUCCAAUGCCGAAGCUGCAUAAGCCUUGGUAUGAUGAGAAUGCUAGAUGUGCCUUUCAUGCUAAUUCAUAG
Molecule: messenger RNA, 1392 nt
Organism: Lathyrus oleraceus (garden pea)
Lineage: Eukaryota; Viridiplantae; Streptophyta; Magnoliopsida; Fabales; Fabaceae
Exons: 2
Coding region: 1-1392 (463 amino acids)
Source: RefSeq, a predicted model, not a curated record